GCGUUUUGAAUUUGUACUAUUUUUGUUAUUCACAAGUAGUCUCAUCCGGGCUCGCCACGACCGACGAGAUUUGCAAGUUUGCGUCAAAGUAUUUAAUUUGGUCAUAUAUAAACGUCACGUACGUUAUUUCUCGAACAUGGCCUUAAAGCACGUAGUAAUAGGUGGUGGCACUGGGUUCAUUGGAUCACAGCUGAUAAACACACUGUCCCACGAGGGCUUCUCUUGCACGUGCAUCUCCCGAAUGCCAGGACCAAGUAGGAUAUCAUGGAAUGAUUUAGAGCGCUACGGCCUACCGGAGAACACGUCAGCCGUUAUCAAUGUUGCCGGUCAAAAUGUGCUUGAUCCCACGCGGAGGUGGACGCCCGGUUUCAAGCAGAACGUCAGGAACAGCAGGGUGAAAACAACGAAGGCUCUAGCGGAUGCGAUACAGAGCACCAAGGCUACGGUUCUCGUGACCGUAUCGGGAGUCGCUUGUUACAAGCCGGACGAUGCCGAGUAUACAGAAGAGAGCAAAUGCGAAUCAUAUGAUUUUUUGUCAAGACUCUGUCAUGAUUGGGAGGAAGCAGCACGAUUGCCAGAAGCUAGCAACAUCAGACAAGUGACGAUAAGAUCUGGGGUCGUGUUAGGGAAAAACGGCGGCAUGAUCAAACAAAUUUAUUUACCGUUUUUACUCGGUCUGGGUGGACCAAUAGGAACUGGAAAUCAGUACAUGCCGUGGAUACACAUCACAGACUUGGUGAACAUGUUUUUGUUCGCACUUAAAACCGGCAAUGUGCAUGGAAUAUUAAACGGAGUUGCGCCUCAGCUUAUAACAAAUAAAGAAUUUACACAAGCGUUCGCAGCAGCGUUAAGGAGACCCGCGAUUAUACCUUUUCCAAGAAUUAUUCUGAACAUAUUAUUCAACGAAGAACGAGCAAAAAUGAUGCUAGAGGGGCAGAAAGUCAUACCGAAGCGUGUCACAGAGCUAGGAUUUCAGUAUCAAUAUCCAGACAUCAAGAAGGCUUGUGAGCAACUCGUACAGUAAAUUACAAGAUUUCGUAAACAUAAUUGUAAUAAAAAUCGAUAGGAACAUGUAUAGCUUGAUUAAGUAAUUUAUUAUAAAUUAUAAUGUAAUAGUCUGUGGUAUGUGAUAAUUGAUGAUUCACGAUGAGACAUCAAGUUUAAUAUAUAUUCUCUUUCAUGCGUUGCAGCUUGAAUUUACUAUAAUGUAAAUAACUAACAAAUUUUUUAUUGCUUCAUAAUUUAUAAUUAUGAAUUUAUAUUACUGCAAUCGUAGUUACAAAUUUAUUGUUGUCAUUGAAAUAAAUCGUUGAAGCUCU
Messenger RNA from Ooceraea biroi (clonal raider ant), 1319 nucleotides. RefSeq names its product epimerase family protein SDR39U1. The record is from RefSeq and is a predicted model, not a curated record. Lineage: Eukaryota; Metazoa; Arthropoda; Insecta; Hymenoptera; Formicidae.